Pteronotus mesoamericanus is the source of this 618-nucleotide messenger RNA. RefSeq names its product MAX dimerization protein 3 (gene MXD3). NCBI's taxonomy places the organism in Eukaryota, Metazoa, Chordata, Mammalia, Chiroptera, Mormoopidae. Bases 1 to 618 code for a protein of 205 amino acids. Gene Ontology annotation, molecular function: protein dimerization activity; RNA polymerase II cis-regulatory region sequence-specific DNA binding; DNA-binding transcription factor activity, RNA polymerase II-specific. Gene Ontology annotation, biological process: regulation of transcription by RNA polymerase II. The transcript has 6 exons. The record is from RefSeq and is a predicted model, not a curated record.
AUGGAGCCCGUGGCCAGCAACAUCCAGGUCCUGCUUCAGGCGGCCGAGUUCCUGGAACGGCGCGAGAGAGAGGCUGAGCACGGAUACGCGUCCCUGUGCCCGCACAGAAGUCCGGGCCCCGUCCACAGGAAGAGGAAGCGAUCCCCCCAAGCUCCUGGCACGCUGGACAGUGGGCGGUCUGUGCACAACGAGCUGGAGAAGCGCAGGAGGGCCCAACUGAAGCGGUGCCUGGAGCAGCUGAAGCAGCAGAUGCCCCUGGGGGCGGACUGUGCCCGAUACACCACACUGAGCCUUCUGCGCAGGGCCAGGAUGCACAUCCAGAAGCUGGAGGAGCAGGAGCAGCGGGCCCGGCGGCUCAAGGAGAAGCUGCGCAGCGAGCAGCAGAGCCUGCAGCAGCAGCUGGCGCGGCUCCGGGGGCCGGCAGGGGCGGGCGAGCGGGAGCGGCUGCGGGCAGACAGCCUGGACUCCUCGGGCCUCUCCUCCGAGCGCUCCGACUCAGACCAAGAGGAGCUGGAGGUGGACGUGGAGAGCCUGGUGUUUGGGGGUGAGGCCGAGCUGCUUCGGGGCUUCAAUGCGGGCCAGGAGCACAGCUACUCACACAGCGGCGCCUGGCUAUGA